Molecule: messenger RNA, 912 nt
Organism: Hevea brasiliensis (rubber tree)
Lineage: Eukaryota; Viridiplantae; Streptophyta; Magnoliopsida; Malpighiales; Euphorbiaceae
Product: blue copper protein
Exons: 2
Coding region: 145-732 (195 amino acids)
Cellular component (GO): plasma membrane
Molecular function (GO): electron transfer activity
Source: RefSeq, a predicted model, not a curated record
ACUCACUCCAUGUGCCCCCAUGCCACUAUAUAAGGAACUCUUCCAACAGCUAUCCUAAAAGCAACCCAGCAACAAUCCCAAAAAUCAAUCUUCUAGAAGUGUCUUUCUUCUCUUCUUUUCUAGUCUGCUCCUCUUAAUUUCUCUAUGAAAAUGGCGAGUUUUGGGUCAGGAGUUGUUUGUGCAAUUUUUGUCCUGAUUAGUAUGGUGGUGCCAAGUUUGGCAACAGUUUACACUGUAGGAGACUCCACUGGCUGGACAAUGGGCACUGAUUAUAGCACCUGGACUAGUGGCAAGACCUUCACAGUUGGUGACAGCCUUGUAUUUAACUAUGGAGGAGGGCACACAGUGGAUGAAGUAAGUGCCAGUGACUACAACACAUGCACAGUGGGGAAUGCAAUUACUUCAGACAACAGUGGAGCCACCACCAUAGCCCUCAAGACUGCAGGGACUCACUACUACAUAUGUGGAGUGAUUGGGCAUUGUGGAAGUGGCAUGAAGAUUGCAGUAACUGUUAAGGCAGCGUCAUCAUCAGGGACUACUACUACUACCCCAUCUUCAGGUUUAGGGUCUAGCACCACUCCUGCUACUACGUCACCUGCUGGGACUAAUACCACCAUCUACCAACCUUCCUCUAAUAACAUGCCUGCUUCUGCUUCACCAACUCUUUCUCCAUAUGUGGCUACAGUGGCUACCUGGGUUGCAUUAUUUUGUGUGAUGGUUUUCUUAUUGUAAAGUAUGGCAACCUAACCAGGAUAGAGGCAGUGCUAUCUUUCAGUUUCUUUUCUCUUGGUCUUUUUCCUUAAUUUGUAUUCGGGAGUAUUACUCUUCCUUUUUUUUUUUUAAUUAUUAUUAUGAAUAUGAGUAGGUAAUAUCCAUUAUAUGGAUCUUAGGUAAGUAAAUCAUGGUUCUCAA